Messenger RNA from Lathyrus sativus (Indian pea), 1194 nucleotides. Lineage: Eukaryota; Viridiplantae; Streptophyta; Magnoliopsida; Fabales; Fabaceae. The record is from the annotation of a GenBank genome assembly.
AUGGAGAAAACAAAGUCUUGUUCUGAAAAGGUCAGUAAUCAUAUACCUGAUGAUCUUACUGUUCCCAUUCUUUCAAAACUUGCUCUGAAAUCUUUGGUUCGAUUUCGAUGCGUAAGAAAAUCAUGGUCACUCUUAUUCCACGAUUCCUAUUUUAUGAACAUGUACCGCAUCCAUUUUGCAUCUAACAACAAUUAUACCUAUUCCGAUCAUUCAUGUAUCAGUUAUGAGUUAAUUGAGCCAUAUUAUGAACUCCACAAUGCCUUGUUUUUGUAUGAUGGCAACAAAUUUGAGAAUAAAGUAAGAUUAGAUAUGCCACCUCCAAUUCAACAGCAUGAUUUUGGUUUUCAAUUCAUGGGUUCUGUUCUUGAUGGCACUCUUUGUUUCUCCCAAAAUUGGCAAAUCCCAAAUAUUGUAUUUUGGAACAUUAAAACUAACAAUUUCAAGAUUCUUCCUCCUAGUCCCCUCCAGUCUCCGCCACCUUUUUAUCGUAAUGCCGUGGGUACGAUUCAUGGAUUUGGUUAUGACCAUGUUACAGAUGAUCCUAAGCUGAUUAGACAUGUAGCACAUUGUCUACAUGUAACUGACUAUGAAGGUUAUAUUCCGCCACUCGACUCUAUCUGGGAAGUAUACAGUCUAAGAAGUGAUUCUUGGAAAAAAGUUGAUAUAGAUAUGUCUAAGAGGUUAUAUUUUAAUACACAUUUCCGAGUUCACACAAAUGGAGUUUGUCAUUGGUGGGAUGAAACUGAAGAUUGUUUGGUGUCAUUUGACUUGAGAAAUGAUGUGUUCUUUAGAACACCUUUACCCUCGUGCGUGGAUGAUAAUUUUGGCUUGUUAUUGGUAGAUACACAGUUUGUUGCUUUAAAUGGGUCUGUUGCUUUUAUCUCAACCUGGGAAACAAGUGCGAAUAAGCUAACUACUUUUCACAUAUCGGUUUUGGCGGAACUCGGUAGGAAAGAAUCAUGGAUUAAACUGUUCAUUGUUGGACCAUUACCUUGUAUUUACCAUCCUAUUGGAGCAGGGAACAAAGGCGAUAUAUUCUUUUUGUCAAAAGAUCGCAAACUAGUUCAGUUUGAUUUAAUUACACAGAGAAUUGAAAUAAUUGAUAUUAACUAUCAACUAGGUAAUAAGGCACUCCUUUAUAAGGAAGUCUUUCUUCCGGUCGGAGAACUAGAUAUGUAUGGCCGUGAUUAUUAG